GAAGCCGUCAUUGUGAAAACAAGGAUGAACAGCAUAAGACAGGUGCCCACACGGGUGAAAAGCAGGCGGACCGAGGCCAACCUCGGAGCGGAGAGGGAGCAUUUUGACAAGCAGCAGCUGAGCAGCAUCAGCAAAGCCAUCAACUCCAGUGAGACGCCUGUGAAGGAGAAACAUGCACGACGAAUCAUCCUGGGGACUCACAGGGAGAAGGGAGCCUACACCUUCUGGUCAUACGCUCUGGGCUUCCCUCUGGCCAGCAGCUCCAUCCUCAGCUGGAAGUUCUGCCACGUACUGCACAAAGUCCUGCGGGAUGGCCACCGCAAUGUUCUACAAGACUGCAUGAGACAUCACGGUUCUCUAGUUGAAAUUGGGAAACUAUGGGGCAACCUCCAUGACAAAUAUGGACAGCUGGUGGCUCUGUAUACCAGGCUGCUGUGUACGAAAUUGGAGUUUCAUGUCAAGCAUUCAGAAAUCCCACCGAACCUGGAGGCCACAGAUGAAGUCCUGGAGCGCACUGCAGGGACAGACAUUAAUAAUGUGUUCCAGCUCACAGUGGAGGUGUUCGAUUACUUGGACGCAGAGCUGAGGCUGGCUGAGACAGUGAUCCGACAGCUCAACACUUCCAUCGCCAUCUCCACUCUCACAUCAGGCCAGUGUCGCCUGGCUCCGCUUAUCCAAGUUAUCCAGGACUGUAGUCACCUCUACCACUUCACCGUCAAGCUGCUGUUCAAGCUGCACGCCUGUCUCCCUGCUGAUACCCUACAAGGUCACCGUGAACGUUUCCACGACCAGUUCCACAGCCUUAAGACCUUCUUCAAUAAAGCCAGAGACAUGUUGUACUUCAAGAGACUGAUCCAGAUCCCUAAACUGCCUGAUUCCCCACCAAACUUCCUGCACGCAGCUUCACUGGCCAAGCAUGUGAAGCCAGUGGUGGUCAUCCCAGACGAGGAUGAACCAGAGCAACAAGACGACGACGACGAUGACCCAGAGCCGCUCAUCGAGGUCAGCGAUGUGUCAACAUCCAGCGUACAGGCACAGCCACAGCAACUUGACAUAUUUGAUCAGACAUUUGGACCUCCCAAUGGAGGUUUCGAUGACAGGGAUCUCCAGAUCGAGAGCCUGAAGCGUGACCUUGAGUUGUUGAGAGCAGAGCUCGAGAGAGUCAAAGCAGAGGCUCAACGCUACAUCACACAGCUCAAGUCCCAGAUCAACAGUUUGGAGGCAGAGCUAGAAGAACAACGUGCACAGAAACAACGUGCUCUUGUGGAAAAUGAGCAGCUGCGCAUGGAGCUGGAGGCCAUGCGCCGCAGAAACACAGAUCAUGAGAGCUUACAGACCACCUUCAUUGAGGCGGAGAAAAGAGCGCAGGCCACCGAGCAAAGGUACAAUAAGCUGAAGGACAAGCACUCAGAGCUGGUGGCCAGUCAUGCUGAACUACUCCGGAAGAGUGCAGACACUGUGAAGAUGCUGUCAGCGACCCAGCAGACCCAGGAAGAAGUGGAGAGGACCAAACAGCAGCUGUCGUUUGAGGUUGAUAGGAUAAAACAGGAAGCUGACAUGAAGCUGGAAGAGCAGAAGUUUGAGAUGGAGAGGCUGAAGAGAGAGCUGGAGGAGAAGAUGGCAGAAAUGAUGCGCAUCAAGGGGACUCUGCAGAGCAGCGAGAAGACAUCGGAGCAAAUGAACAGCUCAAUGACGGCUCUGCAGGCGGAGAAGGAGCGUCUGAUGCGAUCUGUGAGCGAGAAGGAGGCGGAGCUGUCGUCUCUGCGGCAGGCUGCGCAGGUGCAGCAGUCAUCACUUCAGCAGGAGCGAGAGAGGAGCAGCAGGGAGCUGGGAGAGCUGCAGGGCAAACUGCAGGAGAAGACGAGUCAUGAGGAGCAGAUGAAGCAGAAGCUUCUGGAGGAGCAGUUUGCUCUGCUGCAGGGUACCAUCACAGAGGCUGAGAACAUCAUCCAAGAUGCUGUUUCUAAGCUGGAUGAUCCCCUCCAUAUACGCUGCACUAGCUCUCCAGAUUACCUCAUAAGUCGGGCGGAGGCCACGCUCGGCUCCAUCGACAAAGUGAAAAAAGGCCAUGCAGAUUAUCUCCAUAACAUGGGGGAUGCUGGAGGGCUGCUUAGGGCUCUGACCCAGUUCUCCCACUUGGCUGCGGAUACAAUCAUUAACGGCAGCGCUACAGCACACAUGGCCCCCACUGACCAUGCAGACCGACUGACAGAGAACUGCAGGGGCUGUGCAACUGAGAGUCUGCAGUACUUGAAGGACCUUAAGUCCAAGACCACCCUCCAGAGGGCAGACCCAGCCUCCAUUCGCAUAAUUGUUCAAAAGAUCCUGCACUUGGGCCAGGAGCUGCGGCCGAAAAGCAUGGACAUUCGUCAGGAUGAGCUGGGAGAUCUGGUCGACAAAGAAAUGGCUGCAACAUCAGCAGCUAUUGAGGAGGCAGUCCGUAGGAUUGAUGAAAUGAUGAAUCAGGCUCGAAAGGACACAUCAGGAGUGAAACUGGAGGUCAAUGAGAGAAUCCUUUACAGCUGCACAGACCUGAUGAAGGCCAUCCGCAUGCUAAUUAUAGCAUCUACAGAUUUGCAAAAGGAGAUCGUUGAGAGUGGGAGGGGUGCAGCCACCAUUAAAGAGUUCUACGCCAGAAACUCCCGCUGGACUGAGGGACUCAUCUCUGCUGCCAAGGCUGUGGGCUGGGGAGCCACAGAGAUGGUAGAGUCUGCUGAUAAGGUGGUGCUGCACACAGGCAAAUAUGAGGAGUUGAUCGUCUGCUCUCAUGAGAUUGCUGCCAGCACAGCACAGCUGGUCGCCGCUUCAAAGGUUAAGGCAGACCGCAACAGUAAGAGGCUGUCAGUUCUCCAACAGGCCUCUCGCCAUGUGAAUGAAAUGGCAGCUAAUGUAGUGGCCUCAACAAAGACGGGCCAGGAGAACCUGGAGGAAAAAGAUACCAUGGACUUCUCUGGGAUGUCCCUCAUCAAGCUAAGAAAAGAAGAAAUGGAGUCACAGGUGAAGGUGCUGGAAUUAGAAAGUCAAUUAGAGAACGAGCGACUGCGUUUGGGCGAGCUGAGGAAGAAGCACUAUGACUUGGCUGGAGUUCCUCUAGAGCAGGUUUCUGAGGGGAACGGCGAAGCCUCCUCGCUGGUCCAUCCUGUAACUAUGUCACCGAAACCCAGCAAACCUGCUCUCAUGAAGAAACCUGCGUUGGCCCAGAAACCCCACAUUCUACCCAAAUUUAAGUAAAUGCCUGAGCAGAGGAUGAUAAUGCUCCGCUACUGGAUGUUUGGACUGACCAGAGAAAGAUCGCCUUUUUGUGGACAUACAGUUCCUUUAAGUUGCAUGCUGACAAUCCUCUGCCUCAUCCUGCAUCUCGCUGUUCAUCCCUCCUUUGUUUUUUCUUUUUCUUUAUGCCAAAAUGGACCAGAAGCCUGAUUUUUUUUUUUUUUUUUUUAACCUGCGAUGCCUGGAAGGGAUAUGCUGCC
Seriola dumerili (greater amberjack) is the source of this 3470-nucleotide messenger RNA. RefSeq names its product huntingtin interacting protein 1 related (gene hip1rb). Gene Ontology annotation, cellular component: clathrin-coated vesicle; actin cortical patch. NCBI's taxonomy places the organism in Eukaryota, Metazoa, Chordata, Actinopteri, Carangiformes, Carangidae. Gene Ontology annotation, molecular function: phosphatidylinositol-3,5-bisphosphate binding; phosphatidylinositol-3,4-bisphosphate binding; clathrin light chain binding. The transcript has 32 exons. Gene Ontology annotation, biological process: actin filament organization; endocytosis; clathrin coat assembly. The record is from RefSeq and is a predicted model, not a curated record. The coding region runs from base 25 to 3231 and encodes 1068 amino acids.